AGCAGCCGGGCGGCGUGGUGCGGUGCGGCUGCAGCGCCCCCGAGUCCCGGAGCUCCUGCAGGGCCGCACAAAGUUUGCAGCCAGCGGCCCUGCACCGCCGAGCUCCCCGAGAGCUGCUGUAGCCCGGCCCCGGCGUGUUCGCGGCGACCCCCCUCGGCCGAUGCUACACGGACAGACGGGGGCGUGCCGAGAGAACUUUGAAAAGCUGCCGAGGAGGAACCUGCUCCUGCAGCUCGCCAGUUGGGGACCUCGGUUGGAACUGGUGUAGCCUGAAGCAAUGCUGCGGGAUCCCAGCAGCCGCUGACCUGCAACUUUCCUGCUAGUCUUGGCGGCGGUCUGAGCUUUGCCUCCUCCUCGCAGGCUCGGCUCACGUUGGUGGCCGCUCUGCUGGAGAACCCAGUGAGCCUCGAGGCUGACUGAGUGUUGCUGUCGGCCGCAUCCUUCUCCGGUCCACCCCGCCAACCUCGGCUCCCGGCCGAGCAGCCCGCGCUUCCCCAGUGUCUGUGUGUCCCGGCUCCCGGCGCCGGCGCCGCAGCCUGGGGUUUGGCGGAGAGCAGGUUCUUGGAUGCUGAAGGCUGGGAUCUUCCUGUGAGAGUGCCGCGGCGGCGAUGGGUGUCCUCAAAGCGUGGCUCGGGGUGGCCCUAGCGCUGGCGGAAUUUGCAGUAUUGCCUCAUUGCGAAGGUGCUUGUCUGUAUCAGGGCUCCUUGCUUGCGGAUGCUACAAUUUGGAAGCCUGAUUCAUGCCAGAACUGUCGUUGCCAUGGUGAUAUUGUGAUCUGCAAACCUGUUGUUUGCAAAAACCCUCGGUGUGCCUUUGAGAAGGGAGAAGUGCUGUGGAUCGCCCCCAACCAGUGCUGCCCAGAGUGUGCACCCAGGACUGCUGGUUCUUGUCACCACGAGGGAAAAAUCCAUGAGCAUGGUACAGAGUGGGCCUCUGCUCCAUGUACUGUGUGUUCUUGCACACAUGGAGAGGUGAGGUGCUCGCACCAACAGUGCACCCCAUUAUCAUGUGGACCCCAGGAGCUGGAAUUCCUUGCUGAAGGAAGCUGCUGCCCUAUCUGUGUGGGCACUGGGAAACCCUGUUCCUACGAUGGCCACGUGUUUCAAGAUGGAGAGGAUUGGCAACUGAGCCGCUGUGCCAAGUGUGUAUGCAGGAAUGGGCUCACCCAGUGCUUUGCAGCUCAGUGUCAGCCUCUGUUCUGCAAACAGGAUGAAAUCGUCGUCCGAGUCCCUGGAAAAUGCUGCUCUCAGUGUUCAGUGAGAUCCUGCUCUACAGCUGGCCAAGUGUACGAGCAUGGUGAACAGUGGAAAGAAGAUGCCUGUACCCUGUGUAUGUGUGACCAGGGACAGGUCAGGUGUCACAAACAGGCGUGCCCUCCACUGAGAUGUGCUAAGGGUCAAAGCCGAGCCCGGCAUCAUGGGCAGUGCUGUGAGGAAUGUGUGACUCCUGCCAGGAGCUGUUCAUCCGGUGGGGUCCUGCGGUACCAGGAUGAAAUGUGGAAGGGCUCGGCCUGUGAGUUCUGCGUGUGUGACCAGGGCCAAGUGACCUGCCGGACAGGAGAGUGUGCCAAGGUGGCCUGUGCCCUGGGUGAAGAAUUAGUUCACUUAGAAGACAAAUGCUGUCCAGAAUGCAUUUCAAGGAAUGGUUAUUGUGUUUAUGAACAGAAGGCAGAGAAUAUGUCUUCAAAUGCGAGUGAAAUUAAGCAUGUUCCAGAGGGGGAGAAGUGGGAAGAAGGCCCUUGCAAGCUGUGUGAGUGCCGGGAGGCUCAGGUUACUUGCUAUGAGCCGUCUUGCCCGCCAUGUCCAGUGGCCACCCUAGCCCUGGUGGUGAAGGGACAAUGCUGCCCAGACUGCACACCAGUUCACUGCCACCCAGACUGCCUGGCCUGCUCUCACUCUCCAGGCCACUGUGACCUCUGCCAGGAUCCCACAAAGCUGCUGCAGAAUGGGCGAUGUGUGCACAGCUGUGGCCGGGGCUUUUACCAAGCAGGCAGUCUUUGUUUAGCCUGUCAGCCCCAAUGCUCCACAUGCACCAGUGGCCUGGAGUGUUCAUCUUGCCUGCCUCCCCUGCUGAUGCAACAGGGACAGUGUGUGUCCACCUGUGGGGAUGGCUUCUACCAAGAUCACCACUCAUGUGCAGUCUGUCAUGAGUCCUGUGCUGCUUGCUGGGGUCCCACAGAGAAGCACUGUAUGGCCUGCAGAGACCCACUGCAAGUGCUGAGAGAUGGCAGCUGUGAGAACACCUGUGGCAGUGGCUUCUACAACAGGCAGGGGACCUGCGUUGCGUGUGACCAGUCCUGUAAGAGCUGUGGCCCCAGUAGUCCCAGAUGUCUUACCUGUGCUGAGAAGACAGUGUUGCAUGAUGGGAAGUGCAUUUCUGAAUGCCCUCAUGGCUACUAUGCUGAUUCCACUGGAAGAUGCAAAGUUUGUCACUCGUCCUGUGCCAGCUGCUCUGGGCCUGCAGCUGCUCACUGUAUAGCUUGCGUCCAUCCCCAGGCUCUACGUCAAGGCCACUGUCUGCCAAGCUGUGGAGAAGGCUUCUACCCUGACCGUGGGAUCUGUGAAGCCUGCCAUGCCUCCUGCCACACGUGUGUGGGGCCCCAGCCCACUCACUGUACCCAGUGUAGGAAGCCAGAGGCAGGACUACGGGUGGAACAGCACACAGGGGAAAAUGUCCCCUAUGGCAAGUGUGUGUCCCAGUGUGGAACCCACUUUUACUUGGAGAGCACUGGACUGUGUGAAGCUUGCCACGCAUCCUGCCUCACGUGUGAAGGAAAGAGCCCUCACAACUGCACAGGCUGUGAGUCCACCCACGCGCUACUGGCUGGGCGCUGCGUCUCCCGGUGUCCCGAGACCCACUUUAGCCUGGAAGGUACUUGUACAGAAUGUCACCCGUCCUGCAAGCAGUGCCAUGGGCCCCUGGAAUCAGACUGUGUCUCCUGUCACCCUCACCUUACUCUCGCCAGCGGACACUGUAAGACCAGCUGCAAGGACGAGCAAUUCCUGAACCUUGUCGGGUACUGUACUGACUGCCAUCCUCUGUGCCAGCACUGUGUGGCCAAUCUCCAAGACACUGGUAGUGUCUGCCUAAAGUGUCAGCAUGCCCGCCACCUGCUGCUUGGAGAUCACUGUGUUCCAGAAUGCCCUCCCGGACACUAUAAAGAGAGAGGCACUUGUAAAAGAUGCCAUUCCUCCUGCAGAAGCUGCCAGAAUGGAGGGCCUUUCUCCUGCUCCUCUUGUGACACUGGUCUGGUUCUGACCCACAUUGGUACCUGUAGCACCACCUGCUUCCCUGGGCAUUACCUGGAUGAUAACCAAGUUUGCCAGCCAUGCAACAGGCAUUGCAGAAGCUGUGAUUCACAAGGCAGCUGCACCUCCUGCCGGGAUCCAAGCAAGGUCCUGCUCUUUGGGGAAUGUCAGUAUGAGAGCUGCACCCCCCAGUACUACCUUGACAUCACCACCAAGAUUUGCAAAGAGUGUGACUGGAGUUGCAACGCCUGUACUGGGCCUCUUCGAACAGACUGUCUGCAGUGCAUGGAUGGCUACGUUCUCCAGGAUGGUGUGUGCGUGGAGCAGUGCUCACCACAACACUACCGGGACUCCGGCUCCUGCAAGAGCUGUGACAGCCACUGUAUUGAGUGCCAGGGUCCCCACGAGUGCACACGCUGUGAAGAGCCCUUUCUCCUCUUCCAAGCCCAGUGUGUCCAAGAAUGUGGGAAAGGAUACUUUGCAGAUCAUGCCAAGCACAGAUGCACAGCCUGCCCUCGGGGAUGCUUGCAGUGCAGCCACAAAGAUAGGUGUCACUUAUGCGACCACGGUUUCUUUCUGAAGAGUGGUCUCUGCAUGCCCACCUGUGUCCCUGGUUUCUCUGGCCACUCAUCUAAUGAAAACUGCACUGACAAAAUGUACACUCCAAGUCUUCACGUGAACGGCUCCUUGACCCUUGGAGUUGGCUCAAUGAAGCCACUGGACUUUUCUCUCCUGAACAUCCAACACCAGGAUGGCAGAGUGGAAGAUCUGCUGUUCCACGUUGUAAGCACACCCACCAAUGGUCAGCUGCUGCUCUCAAGAAAUGGCAAGGAGGUCCAGCUGGAGAAGGCUGGCCAUUUUAGCUGGAAAGAUGUGAAUGAGAAGAAAGUGCGCUUUGUACACAGCAAAGAGAAGCUCAGGAAAGGCUACUUUUCCUUGAAAAUUAGUGACCAGCAAUUCUUCUCUGAGCCGCAGCUGAUCAACAUACAGGCCUUUUCAACACAGGCUCCGUAUGUGCUGAGAAAUGAAGUUCUCCACGUCAGCAAAGGAGAGCGGGCAGCCAUCACCACCCAGCUGCUUGACAUCCGGGAUGAUGACAACCCGCAAGACGUGGUCGUGAAUGUGCUCGAUCCUCCCCUUCAUGGCCAAUUGCUCCAAAUGCCUCCAGCCCCUGCAGCCUCGAUUUAUCAGUUCCAUCUCGAUGAACUCUCCAGGGGCCGCCUCCUCUAUGCUCAUGAUGGUUCAGACAGCACAUCUGAUAUUAUGGUCUUUCAGGCCACUGAUGGACACUCCUUCCAAAAUAUACUUUUCCAUGUGAAGAACGUGCCCAAGAAUGACAGAGCUCUGCGGCUUGUGACCAACUCUAUGGUGUGGGUUCCGGAAGGCGGGAUGCUGAAGAUCACCAACCGAAUCUUGCAGGCUCAAGCUCCAGGUGUCAGAGCCGAUGACAUCAUCUACAAGAUUACACACAGCCACCCCCAGUUUGGGGAGGUGGUCCUCCUGAUGAACCUGCCUGCAGACAGUCCAGCCGGCCCUGCGGAGGAAGGACAUCACCUGCCUGAUGGAAGGAUGGCAACCCCCAUCAGCACCUUCACCCAGCAGGACAUCGAUGAUGGCAUCGUGUGGUACAGACACUUGGGAGCCCCCGCUCAGAGUGACUCCUUCCGCUUCCAGGUGUCUAGUGCCACCAGUGCCCGGGAACACCUGGAAAGUCACAUGUUCAACAUUGCAAUCUUACCUCAGGUGCCCGAAGCACCUAAACUCUCCCUGGGGACAUCUCUCCAUAUGACUGCUCGUGAAGAUGGCCUAAGUGUCAUUCAGCCCCAGUCCUUAUCCUUCGUGAAGGCAGAGAGUCCCAGUGGGGAGAUUAUAUACAACAUCACUGUACCUCUGCAUCCAAAUCAAGGUAUAAUUGAGCACAGAGACCGGCCUCACUCUCCCAUCCGGUAUUUCACUCAGGACGAUAUAAACCAAGGACAGAUCAUGUAUCGCCCUCCCUCAGCACCUCCCCACCUCCAGGAGAUCAUGGCCUUCUCAUUUGUUGGUCUCCCAGAAUCAGUGAAAUUUUACUUCACAGUUUCUGAUGGGCAGCACACGAGUCCAGAGAUGGCCCUCACCAUUCACUUGCUGCACUCGGAUCUGCAACCGCCUGUGUUUCAGGUCAAGGCUCCCCUGCUGGAAGUUAGCCCUGGAGGCCGGACCUCUUUAGGCCUGCAGUUGGUAGUGAGAGAUGCUCAGGUGGUGCCGGAAGAGCUCUUCUUCCAGCUUCAGAAGCCUCCUCAGCAUGGCACGCUCGUGAAGUACACAGCGAAGUCCUCGGUGACCAUGGCUGCAGGUGACACUUUCACAUAUGAUGAAGUCGAGAGAAACGUUCUGCAGUACGUACAUGAUGGGUCCUCUGCGUGGGAGGACAGCAUGGAGAUCUCAGUCACAGAUGGCCUGACAGUGACAACAUCAGAAGUAAAAGUGGAGGUGUCCCCAUCAGAGAACCGAGGGCCCAGGCUGGCCCCCGGCUCCUCCCUGAGCAUGACGGUUGCUAGUCAACAUACGGCCAUAAUCACCAGGUCACACCUUGCCUAUGUGGACGAUUCUUCCCCUGACCCAGAGAUCUGGAUCCGGUUAAGUUCUCUGCCACUGUAUGGUGUGCUCUUAAAAAGCUCAGGACCUGACAUAGACGAGCUCUCGGGGGAUUCCAACUUCACCAUGGAGGACAUCAACAAUAAGAACAUCAGGUAUUCAGCUGUGUUUGAGACGGACGGGCAUUCGGUUACAGAUGGCUUCCACUUCUCUGUCUCAGACAUGGAUGAUAACCAUGUGGACAACCAGGUCUUUACCAUCACGGUCACUCCUGCCGAGAACCCUCCACACAUCAUUGCCUUUGCUGACCUUAUCACGGUUGACGAGGGAGGCAGAGCACCACUCUCUCUCCACCACUUCUUUGCGACUGAAGAUCAGGACAACCUUCAGGGCGACGCUGUCAUUAAACUAAGCGCUCUGCCCAAGUAUGGCUGCAUUGAGAACACAGGAACAGGAGAUCGCUUUGGCCCAGGAGCCAACAGUGACCUGGAGGCGUCAUUUCCUAUUCAAGAUGUCCUAGAAAACUACAUUUACUACUUUCAGAGUGUUCAUGAAAGCAUCGAGCCGACCCACGAUGUGUUUAGCUUUUAUGUGAGUGACGGAAGUGGUCGCUCUGAAAUCCACAGCAUCAAUAUCACCAUUGAGAGGAAGAACGAUGAGCCUCCCAGGAUGACCUUGCGGCCCCUGGGAGUACGACUGAGCUCGGGAGUGGCGAUAAGCAAUUCUUCCUUGAGCCUACAAGAUCUGGACACCCCAGAUAACGAGCUGAUCUUUGUAUUGAUGAAAAAGCCUGACCAUGGUCAUCUACUCCGGAGGUCUACUGCCUCCGACCCUCUAGAAAAUGGGACAGUCUUAGACCAAGGCUCCUCCUUCACCUACCAGGAUGUCCUAGCUGGGCUGGUUGGGUACUUACCCGGUGAUAUCUAUAUGGCAGUCGAUGAGUUCCGGUUCUCUCUCACGGAUGGCCUCCAUGUAGACACAGGGAGGAUGGAGAUCUAUAUAGAACUGCCAUCAACCAACAUUCCCCACUUGGCAAUAAACCGAGGACUUCAGCUUUCAGCAGGGUCUGUAGCACGCAUCACAGAGCAGCACUUGAAAGCCACAGGCACCGACUCUGCAGCCAGCCAGCUUGUAUACGUCAUGAAGGAAGACCCUGGUGCAGGGCGUCUGCUGAUGGCUAAGGCUGCCAACCCGGAGCAAAUCUCUGUUAGAGGCCCCAUCCGGAGCUUCACCCAGGCAGAUGUUAGCCAAGGGCAGAUAGAAUACAGCCAUGGACCAGGAGAACCUGGUGGGAGCUUUGCUUUUAAAUUUGAUGUGGUUGAUGGGGAAGGCAAUAAGUUGGCUGACCAGUCAUUUUCCAUCAGUGUUUUAGAAGACAAAUCCCCACCAGUCAUCGUCACCAAUAAAGGGCUGGUCUUAAAGGAGAACUCGGUGGAGAAAAUCACUACUGCACAGCUGUCGGCCACUGACCAGGACAGCAAACCUACAGAACUCAUCUACAGGAUCACCACCCAGCCCCAGCUGGGCCACCUGGAACACGCAGCCUCCCCAGGCAUCCAGAUUAGUUCCUUCACUCAAGAUGACCUGGCUUCACGCAAUGUUCAAUAUGUUCAUUCUAGUGGGACAGGGAAACAAGCAGAUGCCUUUGGCUUUGUGCUGUCUGAUGGCUUGCAUGAGGUGACACAGACCUUCUCCAUCACUAUUCACGCUGUGGAUGAUGCGCUGCCCCUUGUGCAGAGCCAGGGCAUGCGUGUGCAAGAGGGUGUGAGGAAGACCAUCACGGAGUUCGAGCUGAAGGCAGUGGAUGUGGACACAGAGGCUGAGUCCAUCACCUUCACCAUUGUGCAACCUCCACGUCAUGGCACCAUCGAGAGAACUGCCCGGGGACAGCAUUUCCACCAAACCUCCUCCUUCACUAUGGAAGACAUCUACCAGAACCGUGUCAGCUAUAGCCAUGACGGCAGCAACUCCCUCAAAGACCGAUUUACCUUCACCGUUUCUGAUGGGACCAACCCCUUCUUUAUCAUUGAGGAGGGAGGAGAAGAGAUCACAACGGCAGCCCCUCAGCAGUUCCAUGUGGACAUUCUCCCUGUGGAUGACGGCACCCCUAGAAUUGUCACCAACCUGGGGCUCCAGUGGCUGGAGUAUAUGGAUGGCAAGGCAACCAACCUGAUCACCAAGAAGGAACUGCUGACUGUGGAUCCAGACACGGAGGACUCACAUCUUAUCUAUGAGGUCACCACAGGCCCCAGGCAUGGCUACUUGGAGAACAAGCUGCAGCCGGGCAGAGUGGCAGCCACCUUCACCCAGGAGCAUGUGAACUUGGGGUUGAUUCAUUAUGUGUUGUAUGAGGAGAAGAUCCAGAAAAUGAUGGAUAGUUUUCAGUUCCUGGUGAAGGACCGUAAGCCCAAUGUGGUCAGCGACAAUGUCUUCCAUAUCCAGUGGUCUCUCAUCAGCUUUAAAUAUACCAGCUAUAACGUCAGCGAGAAGGCGGGGUCUGUCAGUGUCACCGUGCAGAGGACUGGGAACCUGAACCAGUACGCCAUUGUCCUGUGUCGCACUGAACAAGGCACAGCCAGCUCCAGCUCUCAUCCUGGACAGCAGGACUACAUGGAGUAUGCUGGCCAGGUGCAGUUUGAUGAAGGAGAGAGCACAAAGUCCUGCACCGUGGUCAUCAACGAUGACGAUGUAUUUGAGAAUAUCGAAAGUUUCACCGUGGGGCUCAGCAUGCCAGCCUAUGCCCUGCUGGGAGAGUUCACCCAGGCAAAGGUCGUUAUCAAUGACACUGAGGAUGAACCCACAUUAGAGUUUGAUAAGAAGACCUACCGGGUCAACGAGAGCGCUGGGUUUCUCUUUGCACCCAUCAAAAGACAAGGAGACUCAAGCAGCACUGUGUCUGCCGUUUGCUACACAGUCCCCAAGUCAGCCAUGGGAAGCAGCCUCUAUGCUCUGGAAUCCGGAUCUGACUUUAAAUCCAGAGGGAGGUCUGCUGAGAGUCGUGUGAUAUUUGGACCCGGUGUCACCAUGUCUACCUGUGAUGUCAUGGUCAUUGAUGACAGCGAGUAUGAGGAGGAAGAGGAGUUUGAGAUAGCCCUGGCUGAUGCUUCCCACAAUGCCCGCAUUGGAAGGCAGGCGGUGGCCAAGGUCCUCAUUAGUGGUCCCAAUGAUGCCUCAACUGUCUCCCUGGGCAACACGGCUUUCACCAUCAGUGAGGAUGCAGGCACAGUCAAGAUUCCAGUUAUCCGCCAUGGCACUGACCUUUCUACCUUCACAUCCGUCUGGUGUGCCACACGUCCCUCGGACCCAGCUUCUGCCACUCCAGGAGUUGACUAUGUCCCCAGUUCAAGGAAGGUGGAAUUUGGGCCAGGUAUCACCGAACAGUACUGCACUUUGACUAUCUUGGACGACACACAAUACCCAGUAAUUGAAGGAUUGGAGACAUUUGUGGUUUUCCUCAGCUCAGCACAAGGAGCCGAACUGACCAAGCCCUCUCAGGCUGUCAUUGCAAUUAAUGACACAUUCCAGGAUGUUCCCAGCAUGCAGUUUUCCAAGGAUUUGCUUCUUGUGAAGGAAAAGGAGGGUGUCCUACACGUCCCCAUCAUCAGGAGUGGGGACCUGAGCUAUGAGUCGUCAGUGAGAUGUUACACGCAGGGCCACUCGGCUCAGGUCAUGGAGGACUUUGAAGAGAGAAGAAAUGCAGACUCUUCCCGGAUUACGUUUCUGAAAGGGGAGAAGGCGAAGAACUGCACUGUCUACAUCCAUGACGACUCCAUGUUUGAGCCUGAGGAGCAGUUCAGGGUCUACCUUGGCCAUCCUCUUGGAAAUCACUGGAGUGGAGCCAGAAUUGGGAAGAACAGUGUGGCCACUGUCACCAUAUCCAAUGAUGAAGAUGCCCCCACCAUUGAGUUUGAAGACGCUGCAUACCAAGUCCGGGAACCUGCAGGGCCAGACGCCAUUGCAGUUCUGAACAUCAAGGUCAUCCGCAGAGGCGAUCAAAACAGGACCUCCAAGAUCCGCUGCAGCACUCGAGAUGGCUCCGCCCAGUCUGGUGUGGAUUAUUACCCCAAGAGCAGAAUCCUGAAGUUCAAUCCCGGUGUGGAUCAUAUCUUCUUCAAAGUCGAGAUCCUGUCCAAUGAGGACCGAGAAUGGCAUGAGUCCUUUUCUCUAGUCCUUGGCCCGGAUGAUCCAGUGGAAGCCGUGCUUGGAGAUGUAACUACUGCUACAGUGACAAUUCUAGACCAGGAGGCAGCAGGGAGUCUCAUACUGCCAGCGCCACCCAUUGUAGUCACUCUUGCUGACUAUGACCACGUGGAAGAGCUGGCGAAGGAAGGUGUCAAGAAAGCCCCGUCGCCAGGCUACCCGUUAGUCUGUGUCACGCCCUGUGACCCGCGCUACCCCAGGUAUGCUGUCAUGAAGGAGCGGUGCAGUGAGGCUGGUAUCAACCAAACAUCUGUGCAGUUCAGCUGGGAAGUGGCUGCGCCCACCGAUGGCAACGGGGCUCGGUCUCCCUUUGAGACCAUCACUGAUAACACACCAUUCACCAGCGUCAACCACAAGGUCCUAGACAGCAUUUAUUUCAGCCGGAGAUUCCACGUGCGUUGUGUGGCCAAGGCUGUGGACAAGGUGGGCCAUGUAGGGACCCCCCUGAGGAGCAAUGUUGUUACCAUUGGAACCGACAGUGCUAUCUGCCACACCCCAGUAGUGGCUGGGACAGCUCGAGGCUUCCAGGCACAGUCCUUCAUUGCAACCUUGAAGUACCUGGACGUCAAACACAAAGAACACCCUAACAGAAUCCACAUCUCUGUGCAGAUCCCUCACCAGGACGGCAUGCUGCCCCUUAUCUCCACCAUGCCCCUGCACAACCUGCACUUCCUGUUGUCGGAGUCCAUCUACAGACACCAGCAUGUCUGCUCCAACCUAGUGACCGCGCGGGAUCUGCGAGGCCUCGCAGAGGCAGGGUUCCUGGAUGAUGCAGGUUUCCACAGUACUGCCCUGGGCCCUGGCUAUGACCGACCCUUCCAGUUUGACUCAAGUGUACGGGAGCCCAAAACCAUCCAGCUAUACAGACACCUGAACCUAAAGAGCUGCGUGUGGACCUUUGACGCAUACUACGACAUGACAGAGCUUAUCGACGUGUGUGGGGGCUCCGUGACCGCUGACUUCCAGGUGAGAGAUUCUGCCCAGUCGUUCCUGACGGUGCACGUGCCUCUCUACGUGUCCUACAUCUAUGUGACAGCCCCCAGGGGCUGGGCCUCCUUAGAGCACCACACUGAGAUGGAAUUCUCUUUCUUCUAUGACACAGUUCUCUGGAGAACAGGGAUCCAGACAGACAGUGUGCUCUCUGCCAGGCUUCAGAUAAUAAGGAUCUACAUCAGAGAGGAUGGCCGGCUCGUCAUUGAGUUCAAGACCCAUGCCAAAUUCAGAGGGCAGUUUGUGAUGGAGCACCACACUCUCCCAGACGUGAAGUCUUUCAUAUUGACUCCAGACCACCUAGGAGGAAUUCAGUUUGACCUGCAGCUCUUGUGGAGUGCUCAGACAUUUGAUUCUCCUCAUCAACUCUGGCGAGCCACAAGCUCUUACAAUCGAAAGGACUACUCAGGGGAGUACACCAUCUACCUGAUCCCUUGCACCGUGCAGCCCACACAGCCCUGGGUGGACCCAGGAGAGAAGUCGUUGGCCUGCACCGCACACGCCCCAGAAAGGUUCCUGAUACCCAUCGCAUUCCAGCAGACCAACCGCCCUGUUCCGGUUGUGUAUUCGCUCAAUACUGAGUUUCAGCUCUGCAAUAACGAAAAGGUAUUCUUGAUGGAUCCCAACACGUCUGAUAUGUCACUGGCAGAGAUGGAUUACAAAGGAGCCUUUUCCAAAGGUCAGAUCCUUUAUGGCCGAGUCCUUUGGAAUCCAGAACAAAACCUUCAUUCUGCUUACAAACUGCAGCUGGAGAAAGUCUAUCUUUGUACCGGCAAGGAUGGCUAUGUGCCUUUCUUUGACCCUACGGGGACGAUCUACAAUGAAGGCCCACAGUACGGAUGCAUUCAGCCAAAUAAACACCUGAAGCACAGAUUCCUGCUGCUGGACCGCAGUCAGCCAGAGGUCACUGACAAGUACUUCCACGAUGUACCCUUCGAGGCCCACUUUGCUUCCGAGUUGCCCGAUUUCCAGGUGGUCAGCAGCAUGCCGGGGGUGGAUGGAUUUACCCUCAAAGUAGAUGCCCUCUAUAAGGUGGAAGCAGGCCACCAGUGGUAUCUCCAGGUGAUCUACAUCAUUGGCCCUGACAGCCCCUCACGGCCUCGGAUCCAGCGCUCUCUUACGGCCUCUCUGAGGCGCCACCAAAGGGACCUGGUGGACCCCAGUGGCUGGCUGUCUCUUGAUGAUUCCCUCAUCUAUGACAACGAAGGAGACCAAGUCAAGAAUGGCACCAACAUGAAGUCCCUGAACCUGGAGAUGCAGGAGCCCGUUAUCGCCGCUUCCCUGUCGCAAACCGGAGCCUCUAUCGGCAGCGCCUUGGCGGCUGUCAUGCUUCUCCUGUUGCUAUUUCUGGUGGCCUGUUUCGUCACCAGGAAAUGCCAGAAGCAGAAGAAGAAACAGCCUCCGGAGGACACUCCGGAGGAAUACCCCCUGAAUACCAAGGUGGAUGUAUCCAAGAGGAAUGCAGACAAGGUGGAGAAGAAUACCAACAGACAGUACUGCACCGUGCGCAAUGUCAACAUACUGAGUGACAGCGAAGGGUAUUAUACGUUCAAAGGUGCUAAAGUCAAAAAACUAAAUCUGGAGGUCAGAGUGCACAACAAUUUACAGGAUGGGACAGAAGUUUAACGAGAAGACCUGAGGUGUAUUUUCUUUUUUUCUAAAAAUCCUUUUUAUAUAACGGGGAGAAAUACUGGUAUUUUUAUAAUCUUUCAAAUUAAACAAACAAAAAACAAAGGGAAAACUAGCUUUGAGUGGCGGACAGCACACAUCGCAUGCAUUGACUCACAACUGAGCUACCUCAUGAAACAGAACCGCUGAGACACCCCCUCCCUCCCCUAGAGUGUCAGAGGAGGGUUAUGCCUACAGGUCCCUGUAACAGUCUCAGUGGCCACACAGAACGACUCUGUAAGGCUGGCCACAGAAGUGUUUUCGAAUUAGGACAGAAACGAGACAAUUAGCUUCACUGAUUGGAUGGAGAAAGCUGGGCCUGUGGGCAGCAGAUAUCUGAAAGGACAAACAAAGCCUUUGGUUUCUUCUUCUGCCCCAGCUCUCUUCUGUGUGGGCUUUUCUGGACUUCUGGACACAGAAUACAGAAUGCUGACACACAGAUUCCAUUAACAAUUCUAAUCAGCACAGCUUAGACAUCUGUGCACUGUUCCCACUUACUAUCCUAUGCAGCCAGGCCUCUAAGUAGACUUGGCUUUUCUAGAGCCCUUUUUGAAUGGGGAUCUCAACAUGCUUUAGACUGGAGUGCUUGUCUAUACGUACUUCAAGGGGAGGACUCCAGCCAGGGCCAUGAAGAGCGCUGUGAAGUACCACAGCCUCUUGCAUGCCAAAGAUACUUUUAAAACUCAGCCCCGCUUCCCCAGGCGUUCUGUGGUUCAUCAGUGCACAGGGAGCUCGUGUGUUUGGUUUUAUUUGUUUUUUGUUUUAAUUUUGUUAGUGAUUUUUGGAAAGUAAGCAAAUCAUUUGAGUGAGUGAAUUUCCUAGAGGUUGGAAUGAAACCAGAGUUAACAUGGGGCCUGUUUGCUGUGUGUCACACAGCAGAUAGAGCCACUGUCCCUGGUGCGAUAGUCCAGGGACUUCUCUCUGGGGGUUCUUUUCUGGUAGCUCAGGCUCUUAGUUUCUCCCACAUCAGCACAUGACAACCCACAUAUAUGUAUGUGGCUUUUACAUAGCAUAGUGUUCAAAUGUCAACUGUGUAGUGUGCACACAACUUGCCUUUGUUUUCUUUUUUGUUUCUACCUUAUGGGUACAACCUAUACCGUGCACAUUGUGUUUUUAACCAGAGGCACAAUUCCAUUAGCCAGAAGCGAAUGCUGUUCCAGUGCAUGUCACAUCCUACCAGUGAGUAAAUCACAGGGUGUCCGCGUUGUGUCGUAUCCAUAUGGAAAUGACCCAAACUCUUUGAGAACAUUCCAGACUCCUACUAAAAUCUAGAAGGAAUGAACCAUGAAAGUUUUAUAGGCAACUCUGCAGACCCCCGAGCUCCAGAGCAGAGCCUGUGUGAGCCACGGCUGGCUCUUCAUUCUUCAGCAGUGCCUUGCACACUACAAGCGUGCAGAAAUGUUUGUUGAGUGAAUGAAUGGACUGCGUGCGGAGUGAAUGAUAGGCAGUAAACAGAAGGAGAGGAGGUGAGACGUUAUGCUGGCAGUAUUACAGUGUGUGUAGGGAUGGUCGCUGUUGUAUUUGGAUUGUGAAAUAGUCCUUCAACUGAGAGGGAAAAUGAAAGCACAUUUUUAGGUGGGUGUGGCUGGUGGUGUUUCUCAGGAGUCAGGAACAGAAAUGAUUGCGGUAUUGCAUGAGCUGCAUGUUGGCUUCCAGAGCAGGAGAUUUGGAGGAAACCCGAUUUCACAUUUCGAGAGUAAUACAGUGUGUUCGUUCAGGGCAGGAGAGGUUGGCUGAGCCCAGAAAUUCCUGGCUGGUCAGGUGCUCCUUCAGACCAGCUUGCAUAAUUCAGGGUAGAAAUUCUGAAAUCGCUUCAAGAAUCUGAAAUCGCUACCCAUCUCUUGCAGCAAAGCUGAUGAGCCACGCCCUGAAUCUCCAGGACAACAGAGAGGGCUAGAGCACAGACAGGGAACCAAUCAUCUGUAGAGCAGCUUCCCAUUGGCCCGUUACUGGUCACACCUCCCGCUGUCAAGAUGUUCACAAAUUAGAGCAGGGGACUUUCAGUGGUCGCCACCCCCCACCCCCACACACCUUCCUUUACACUCAGUGGGGACACAUACAUGUGAAGAGAUGGCAGAGCCUAGCACGAGAAGAGAGGCUGAAUCCGAAGGCCUUUGUGUACAAGGUGGGCAGUGAAAGACAGGGGCCUGUGCGGACCUGGUCAUGGUGAACUCUUGGAGAAAGAACGCCCCCUGGAAUAGCCCUGCCUCCCAGCCUCGCCCCUGAGACACUUUAUUAGAAGCCAGCCUUCUCUCGUGGAUGCCCACUUCUGACGUAGGAGGUGUUAAGAGGUGUAGAGCUGAGAUUUGCCUUUUGAGGGAUAUGGAGUCGUUCAUUUCAUUUACGUUUUGUACUUCAUCUUUGGGAUUGGAUAAUUUGAUGACUAAUGUGGAUUCUAUUUCAGUGAAAGCUUUGCUUUCAGCGUUUCUUACUUCUUCACUAAUGCCUUGUGUGUGUGUGUUUUACUAACCUUUUAGAUUAUACCUUCAGGUGAGAAGAACAGAAAA
Mus pahari (shrew mouse) is the source of this 15190-nucleotide messenger RNA. It is a transcript of the gene Fras1, whose product is annotated as Fraser extracellular matrix complex subunit 1. Lineage: Eukaryota; Metazoa; Chordata; Mammalia; Rodentia; Muridae. Gene Ontology annotation, molecular function: protein binding. The coding region runs from base 609 to 12641 and encodes 4010 amino acids. The record is from RefSeq and is a predicted model, not a curated record. The transcript has 74 exons. Gene Ontology annotation, biological process: cell communication. Gene Ontology annotation, cellular component: membrane.